CUUUCACUCCCUUUUUGUUUAUUCCACAAUUAAACUAUACACACAUACAUGUAUUUUUAAUUAUAUUAACAACAUUAUUACAUACCAAUACGAAUAACAAAGUAUAGAUUAUGAUGAUGAACAAUAACGUGGGAAGAAUUAUGAUUCAUCACCACACACAGUGCUACCACCAUUGAUAAUUUCCACUUCCUCUUUAGUCUUUACUUUGCUUCCAACCUUAACUUUCUUCAUUCUUUUUUCUCACCUUUUGGAUCUUCCUUGGGAUCUUCCAAACCAUUUUCCAACCAUUUUUGUCUUCAUAUUUUGCUUUCUAGCUGAUUUGGACCGCUUCAGGAUUAGUCGGUUAUUGAGCCAGAUACCGAGUUUUCAAAGAAAUUAUAUUUUUCUUCCUGCGGUAAUUUGAUACACAUAAUUGGUAGAUCAAGGAAGAAAUUCCUUUGUCGUGUGAGGUUAUGUGAAGCAAAAUCUGAAUAUAUAUGAGCUGUUGAAGAAACCCUCUGAUGAGAUGUGGUCUGAUAUAGACUUGAGACCUCAGAAAGAUAAAGCAAAACAGAAAAUCGGCGCAAAGGCAGCUAUGCAGUCAAGGAAUCGACAUAAGUUGAAAACAGAAUUUGUUGUUGAUCAUUGUCAAAAACCACAAAUUGAUACAUUAGGAGAGAUUCUGAAGCGCGAGAGUGUGAACGAAAGUUCAACAACGCAACAUGAGGAGCUUGUCAAGCACAUGUCUAAUUUGCCAGGCUAUCUCAAACGAUCUGAUAGAGGUAGAAAAAACAUCCAAGAGAAGGCUUUAAAUUUCGGUGUUCUUGAUUGGUCGCAACUUGAAAAAUGGAAGAACAAGCAAUCAUUCAAUAGCAUCGAAGAAUCGUCAUCAUCGUCAAGGAUGGCUACCACGUCAUCCUCCACUUCUAGAAGGCAUAAAAAGCUUGAUGAUAAAAAAGGUUUGUGUUCUUCGCAGAAUGUUAAACAAUGUCGAAAUUCUGGUAAAAAGAUCAUUGAAAGAGAGCACAGAAUGAAAUCAAGGGAAUUUGAGUCCAUUGGAAAAAUUCAGUUAGAUAAAUCACUUCAAAAAGAAAAAAGGCGCGACUAUGUGGAUGAAGCUAUAAGCAUGCAGGGUUUGCAACAUCAUAGCCUUAAGAAAAAAGAAAGAAGUCUUCAUUCCGGUUUUGAAAAUCGACUUCCACCGUUAGAACGAAAAGAUAAAGGUGUGUCAGUUGGUUCCGAGAAGAAAGUGAGUUCCAGAAGCAAUGAAACCAAGUUAAGGAUGGAUCAGUGGAAGGACUCAGGUACUGAUGUUGAUCAAAAAAAUUCUCAUAGUAUUCCAAGAGACAUUGUUUUGCUUCGUCCACGGAAAUUUCUACAGUCGAAUUUCGAAGACUAUUUUCCGCUUUCUCAAUCAAUAGCCUCAUCUGAUGAAAUUUUUUCAGAAUCAAGCCUGAGUGGCUCAUCAUAUAUUUCACUUCCUGAGGAGGCAUACACUGAAAAUGCAUGUUCUGAAACUAUACAUUCAAGUGUAAUUCUCCCUUCUGUGACCGAUCUUGCUUCUUCUUCAGAAACAACACGAGACAGUUUUGAUAGUGAUCUAGAUAUCGAUUUUUCUUCUGGUCGAUCAAACAAACCUGGUUGCUCGAAUAAGAUUUCUAGUUUCCAAUCUAAUAUAGAUACUUUCAUUGAAAAGGAUAUGUUAGACACGAAGCUAAGAAAUCAAUGUUCUAUCGGUAAUACGAAAGAAUCAACUGAGAGUGACAGGAAUAACUUAUCCCAAAAUCAGCUUAGCUUCGGCUUGAAUCGGAUAGGUAGAAGUUUAAGUUUCAAGGAGGGACCUACCAUUCCAAAACAAAGCUCCAUGCCGAUUAGUGCAAAGUCUGGUCCAUUGAUAUUUGAAUCUUCUCGCUUGAAUAAUUGUAGCAAAGAUAAUAAGGUGCAUGGUCAUAAGAGAAACAUAUCAAGCACCUUCAUGAGGUUAUUAGAUCCUAUAUGGAAGAAUAAGGCAUCAAACACACAACACCAUUCAUCCGAAAGCAGUUUGACACCGAUAGGUAGCCCAAAUUCAACGAGCUUUCGAACAAAUAAAGAAUCAUCAAUUAAAGCUCUUUUGCAACUAACAAUAAAAAAUGGACUGCCAUUGUUUCAUUUUGUGAUCAACAGUGAAAGAAAGGUUCUUGCAGCUACCAUGAAUAGUUUAGCUUCACCGGAGAAGGAUGAUGGAAGCUGCUAUUUCACAUUCUACCUUCUUGAUGAAAUUAAGAAAAAAAGCGGUAGAUGGACGAGUCACUGGAGCAAAGAAAAGAACUGUGGAUAUGCCUAUAAUAUUGCUGGUCAUAUGAAAAUUUCUAGCUCAAAAAUCACUGAAUCAAAAGACGAGAACUUCAAGGGACAGUGUCUGGUGAAAGAUUAUGUCCUAUUUGGCAUUGGAAUCGAUCAGCCGGAUCAACGACCGCAAGAAUUCGUCAAGAGAAAGGAGCUGGCUGCUGCUGUUAUUGAGAUCCCUUGUGAAAAUGAUGUUAACUUGCCGAAGAAGGAAUGCUUAAAGUGUCUUCUUGCCGAUAAAAGAUGCUUUUGCAUACCACAAGAAAAUGAUAUUUCUGGUAGUAGUAUUACAGUUAUACUUCCAGGUGGAUUACAUGCUUCGCCGAACAAAGGAGAGCCUUCUCCGUUGAUUCAUCGAUGGAAAUUGGGCGGAAUAUGUGACUGUGGAGGUUGGGAUGUUGGUUGCAAACUUCUUGUUCUAUCUAACCAGAACCUGACUUCAAAACCUCACCUUGAGAAAUUUCAACUUUUUGUUCAGGAAGGAACUGAUCAAGACACAGCCUUAUUCAAUUUGGAGCCAUUGAAGGAAGGAUUCUACUCAGUUGAAUUCAGUUCAACAAUCACUAAUUUACAAGCUUUCUUUAUAUCUGUUUCUCUUUUAAGCAGCAAGAAACUACCAAACACCUUGGAUAUGAGUAAGGAACUGAAUUCCAAGGAGAUAGCAACUAAAUAUUAUAAUUCAGUUCCACCACUCUCUCCUGUUGACAGAGUUUAAGUUGGUACAAUGUGAAAUAUUUCUCCAAUUACUUCCUUUUUUUUUUCAUUUAUAGUGAUUACAUAGUCUUUGUCACAUUGUAAUAUUAUUGUAUGAAUUGUACAAAGGAACCACUGCACCAAUACUAUCAUUUUAUAAGACAAAAUGAAUGAAUAAAACUAGUAUUUUCUAUUUA
Molecule: messenger RNA, 3197 nt
Organism: Medicago truncatula (barrel medic)
Lineage: Eukaryota; Viridiplantae; Streptophyta; Magnoliopsida; Fabales; Fabaceae
Exons: 3
Coding region: 506-3022 (838 amino acids)
Source: RefSeq, a predicted model, not a curated record